AUGGGCAGGCUGUCUCACGCCAAGGCCCUCCUUGGCCCUCAGCUCUUCGCCAAGGUCCGCGACACCCCCGUCCUCAUUGUCGGAGCCGGUGGUAUCGGCUCUGAGCUGCUCAAAAACCUGGUGCUCGUUGGCUUUACCAACAUUGAACUCCUUGACCUUGACACCAUCGACCUCUCCAACCUCAACCGCCAGUUCCUCUUCCGCAAGCCCGACAUUGGCAAGUCCAAGUCUCUCGUGGCGGCUGCCACCGCCCACCACUUCAACCCCUCGUCGGGUAUCAAGAUCAACGCGCGUCAUGGAAACGUCAAGGACUCUGAGAAUGACAUUGCAUGGAUCUCCAAGUUUGGCUUCGUCAUGAAUGCGCUCGACAACGCUGAUGCGCGUCGUCACGUCAAUAAACUCUGCGCAGCCGCCGACGUCCCCCUCAUCGAGUCUGGUACGGCUGGAUACCUUGGACAGGUCACUCCCAUCAUUCCGGGUGAGACUGAGUGCUACGACUGCAACCCCAAGCCCCCUCCCAAGAGCUUCCCCGUGUGCACUAUCCGUGCUACUCCAAGCGAGCCUAUCCAUUGCAUUGUGUGGGCCAAGAGCUAUCUCUUUGGAAAGCUGUUUGGAGAGGAUGACGAGGCUGGAGACGAGGCUGAGCUCGACAAGGCCAAGGCCGAGGGCGAGAAUGCCGCAUUCCGCGAAGUUAGGAGGCUGUUGAGCGAGGAGAAUGGUCCUCAGCGCGUGUUCAACAAGGUGUUCAAUGAGGACAUCAACCGCCUGUUGGCAAUGGAGGACAUGUGGAAGGUGGCAGGGCGUAUCAAGCCUGUCGCCCUCGACUACGAUGCGAUCAUGGACGGCACCUUUGUUGCCCCUCCUCCUCGCACAUCUGCGGCCCAGGCCGCCGCCGCUGUUAACGGCACGGCAAACGGCAACGCCGCGGCGAGCGCGUCCACAUCCACCCUCAAGGACCAGAAGGAGCUCACGCUCAAGGAGAACCUCGAGCUCUUUAUUGACUCGUGUGCGCGCCUCGCCGCGCGUUCCAUUGCCCACCCGGACGUCGUGCUCAGCUUUGACAAGGACGAUGACGACACGCUGGACUUUGUCGUUGCCAUUGCCAACCUCCGCGCGACCGCCUACAGCAUCGCCACGCGCACCCGAUUCCAGGUCAAGGGCUUCAUUGUCAUGCAGGCUCUCUCCCUCCUGAAGCGCAAGUCGGCCGAGGCAACCAAGGCCACUGACGUUUACCUGCGGUCUAUCCCCCACCUCCCACUCGCUCCUUCCGCACCCGUGCCUCCCAACGAGUCGUGCGCCGUGUGCCGUGACACAUACAUUCCGUUUAAGGCGGACGUGUCGCGCUGCACCCUCGGCGAGGUCCUUGACGCUGCCAAAUCGUGGCUCCAAGCGAGCCUCGGUGAGAACGAGCUCGAGUGCAGCGUUCUCGAAGGCGCGCGUGUGCUCGCCGACCCGGACUUUGACGACAACCACUCGCGUACUUUGAAGGACCUCGAUAUCGAGCGUGGCAAGAUGAUCACGCUCAUGGACGAAGACGACAAGUACCGCCCUAUUCACUUUUGUCUUCUCGAGCCCGAGGCCAACGCCGAGACGGCCUUUUCGUUCCCCGAGACCGCCCCUGCGCUCGCCCUCAAGCCCGUUCAGGUCAAGGAGCGCAGCGAGAGCCCCGAGGUUGAGCUUGUCGAAGCAGCUUCGCGCAAGCGCUCCGAGCCCGACUCGGGUCACGACGACCUGCCCAGCAAGAAGCGCAAGACGGAGACGGAGGAGCCCGAGGUCGUGGUUGACGACGGCGAUGAUGACGACGACAUUAUCAUCAUCGAGUAG
Messenger RNA from Apiotrichum porosum, 1824 nucleotides. RefSeq names its product E1 ubiquitin-activating protein uba2 (gene UBA2). The coding region runs from base 1 to 1824 and encodes 607 amino acids. Gene Ontology annotation, molecular function: SUMO activating enzyme activity. Lineage: Eukaryota; Fungi; Basidiomycota; Tremellomycetes; Trichosporonales; Trichosporonaceae. Gene Ontology annotation, biological process: protein sumoylation. Gene Ontology annotation, cellular component: cytoplasm; SUMO activating enzyme complex. The record is from RefSeq and is a predicted model, not a curated record. The transcript is spliced from 9 exons.